AUGUCGGUCGCGCAAAUUACGGACGAGGAGAAAGAGGACCUCCUCCUUUCCUGCCGCUACGGGGACCUCGACGACGUCAAGGAGUUCGUAAACAAGUAUGGCCAGGCACCGCUGGCUGAAGUGCGCGAUGAGAACGGGAACACCGUCCUGCACAUGGCGAGCGGGAACGGGCACAUAGAGCUGCUCGAAUAUCUUCUACCACUCGUUCCCCCAUCUCUACUCUCGGCGCAGAACGAGUCCAAAUCGACGGCGCUGCACUGGGCGUGCGUGAACGCGCACCUCCCGGUCGUGCAGAAGCUCGUGCAGUUCCCCGGCGGGCCUGGCGUGGACCUGAUAGACAUCAAGAACGCCGCGGGGCGAUCGCCGCUGGCGGAGGCGGAGAUGGCGGGGUGGGACGAGGGCGCGAAGUGGCUGGUGCAGGUCAUGAACCUUGAGGAGUCCGGCGCGAAAGAGGUGGACGAAGAGGUGGCCGCGGGAGCGAGUACCCAGGAUGUCGAGGUGGAGAUUCAAGAUGCGGACGGCCAGAUUGCGCGGAUGAGCCUUGGGCGCUCAGAUCAGGCUCCCUCUCCGGACAAGCCGGCCUCGUCACAGCCAUAGCUUGAUGAUCUAGGUAUCGAAUUGACCAAUUUUCCGCGUUCGACAGCACCGCCUACGUCGCGUCGAGGCGUGUAGCAGGCGGCCACUGCAGAUGGGUAAAAAAAUUGCUGAGGCGGCUGGGCUUACACUCUUCCAUAUAUCGUGACCAUGUUCUAUGUCCAGUACUUACUGCCGGCCGUCUAUGCCACACCACUGUCAUAGACGUGGUUCUUCU
Messenger RNA from Gloeophyllum trabeum ATCC 11539, 811 nucleotides. Its product is annotated as ankyrin. NCBI's taxonomy places the organism in Eukaryota, Fungi, Basidiomycota, Agaricomycetes, Gloeophyllales, Gloeophyllaceae. The transcript is spliced from 3 exons. The record is from RefSeq and is a predicted model, not a curated record. Gene Ontology annotation, molecular function: protein binding. Bases 1 to 597 code for a protein of 198 amino acids.